UGAUCCCUUGUUGGCACUUGUCAUGGGGAGGGAGAAGUGGAACCAUCGUGGCAUAAAUAUACAUGGUUGUAAUCUGUAAUAUCGUGAUCAGUGAUUGAGACAGUUGGAGGCAGUUGGAGGUCAACGUUUACCAAAAAGAUAAAGCCAAUAAAAUCUAAUUGUGCUUUCCUAUCAAAUCAAGUGAUAUAUGUACAUCUAAGCAAGCAAAAAAAUAAUAACAACAAUAGCUAAACGAAAGUUGUGUCAAAGAAGAAAAAAAAAAAAAAAAAAAACAAAAAAAAGUGAGAGGAGGGGAUUUGAAAAGGAGCACAGUGUGUUGGGUCAAGGGUCAUUCGGCGGCGUGGCGUUGGGGCAUUCACUGUAACCGGAUUCACCCGAAUUUAUCCGAACUUAUAAAAAAUAUAUACAUCAUUUACAAAAUAGUACAUAGACACAUAGUACAUAUGUAACUAAAAAAAAAAAAAAAAAAGCCAAAGGUAAACGCCACAAACUGCCGCAAAACGACGAAAAAUUAACGUCGCUACUGUCGUUUUUUUUAAUAGUAAAGCCGUGAACUCUACAUAUAUUGGGGAAGCGUGAGUGAGCGUGAUCGUGAGCGUGAAAUAAAAAAAUACUCCAUUUUCAAUACAUACCCAAUAUAUUCAGUGUGCAAGUAACGCCGUUAAUGUCGCAUUUACCCGCGGUUUUUAUCCACGUUCGUUGUUGAAAGAAGAAAAAAAAAGAAAAAAAAGUUUUUUUUUAUGGUUCAUAUAUUGUGAAUUUUACAUUAAUUUAAUAAAAAUAAUUGACAAUGGCAUCUGACGAUGAAGUUGAUGAAAAUUAUGGUGGAGAAGAGGAUGUUGAUGAAACAGCUGCAACAGUAGCAAAUGUAAAUCCACCAUUAGAUGGUUCAUCUGAUGCUGAAGAUCCACAAAGACUUAAGGAAGAUGAUGAUUAUGAGCCAGAAGAACGAAAAAAGAAAAAAGGCAAAAAAAGGAAAGCUAGAAGUGAGGAUAAAAAAGGAAAAAAAAAGAAGAAAAAGAAAAAAUCUGAUUCUGGUGAUGAAAGUGAUUAUGGUGGAGGAGGUGUUGGUGGUACUGGUGAAGUUGCUGAUGGUGCUGGUGAAGAUAGUGAUUAUGGUAGUAAUCGUAAAAGUAGAAAAUCAUCAUCACGUAAAUCAUCAAGUCAUAAUACAUCAACAACACAAAGUCAAGAACCAGCAACUGGAAUGCCAACAAUUGAAGAAGUUUGUAGUACAUUUGAUUUAACUGAUGUACAAAUUGAUUAUAGUGAUGCUGAUUUUCAAAAUUUAACAACAUAUAAAUUAUUUCAACAACAUGUUAGACCUUUAUUGGCUAAAGAAAAUCCAAAAGUACCAAUGUCUAAAUUAAUGAUGUUAGUUGCUGCUAAAUGGCGUGAUUUUUCUGAAUUAAAUCCACAUACACAAGGUGAUGCUGAUGUAUCAACAGCAAAUGUUGAUGAAGAAAGUAGAGGUGUUAGAUCAAAUCGUGGUGCACCAGUACAAGAAGCUGAUGAAGAUGAUGAUGAUGAUGAAGAUAGUGAUCGUAAACGUAAAUCACGUGGUUCACGUGCUAAAAAAGGAAAAAAAGCAUCAAAAGUACCAACACUUAAAAUUAAAUUAGGCAAAAGAAAACGUGGAAGUUCUGAUGAAGAAGCUGAAGGUAGUACUGCUGGUACUGAUCGUGAUUCUGAUAUGGAAUUUGAACAAAUGUUAGCUGAUGCUGAGGAUCCAGUUGAAGAUGCAACUAAAGUUGAAGAUAAUGCACCAGAAGUACCAGCUGAACCACCAAUACGUAGAAAGGCCAAAACAAAGAUUGGUAAUAAAACUAAAAAGAAAAAAACAAAAAAAACAGCAUCUAAAUUUCCAGAUGGCGAGACUGAUCAUCAAGAUUAUUGUGAAGUUUGUCAACAAGGUGGUGAAAUAAUACUUUGUGAUACAUGCCCAAGAGCAUAUCAUUUAGUUUGUCUUGAGCCAGAAUUAGAAGAAACACCUGAAGGAAAAUGGAGCUGUCCACACUGCGAAGGCGAAGGUAUAACAGGUGCUGCUGAUGAUGAUGAUGAACACAUGGAAUUUUGUCGAGUGUGUAAGGACGGUGGUGAAUUACUAUGUUGUGAUAGUUGUACAAGUGCAUAUCACACUCAUUGUUUAAAUCCUCCAUUAACAGAAAUACCAGAAGGUUCAUGGAAAUGUCCAAGAUGUUCAUGUCCACCAAUAAUGGCUAAAGUAUCAAAAAUAUUAACAUGGAGAUGGAAAGAAAUAACAGAUGAAUCAUCUGAUGAACCAUCAACAAGUAAAACACCACCAAAAACACGUAAAAUACGUGAAUUUUUUGUUAAAUGGGCUGAUAUGUCAUAUUGGCAUUGUGAUUGGAUAACUGAAUUACAACUUGAUGUAUUUCAUCCACUUAUGUUUAGAAAUUAUUCAAGAAAAUAUGAUAUGGAUGAACCACCAAAACUUGAAGAACCACUUGAUGAAAGUGAUAGUCGUGUUAAACGUUUAAGAGAUCAUGAUGGUGGUCAUAAUCGUGAUGAAUAUAAUCUUGAAGAAAGAUUUUAUCGUUAUGGUGUACGUCCAGAAUGGUUAGUUGUACAUCGUGUUAUUAAUCAUCGUCUUCAACGUGAUGGUAGAGCAACAUAUUUAGUUAAAUGGCGUGAAUUAGGAUAUGAUUUAGCAACAUGGGAAGAUGAACAUGAAGAUAUACCUGGUUUAAAACAAGCUAUUGAUUAUUAUUCUGAUUUACGUGCAGCAAAUUCACUUGAAGGUACAACAUCAAGAAAAGGUAAAAAAGGUAAAGGUAAAAAAUCUAAAACACGUGAACUUAUUGAUGAUGAAGAAAGAGUACCAAAAAGAUAUACACCACCACCAGAUAAACCAACAACUGAUUUAAAAAAAAAAUAUGAAAGACAACCAGAUUAUUUAGAAAUAACUGGUAUGCAACUUCAUCCAUAUCAAUUAGAGGGUCUUAAUUGGUUACGUUAUUCAUGGGGUCAAGGGAUUGAUACAAUUCUUGCUGAUGAAAUGGGUCUUGGUAAAACAAUUCAAACAAUAACAUUUUUAUAUUCAUUAUAUAAAGAGGGACAUUGUAAAGGACCAUUUUUAGUAUCAGUACCAUUAUCAACAAUUAUUAAUUGGGAACGUGAAUUUGAAACAUGGGCACCUGAUUUUUAUUGUGUAACAUAUGUUGGUGAUAAAGAUUCACGUAUUGUUAUACGUGAAAAUGAAAUGUCAUUUGAAGAAGGUGCUGUACGUGGUGGACGUGCAUCAAAAAUACGUUCAUCACAAAUUAAAUUUAAUGUAUUAUUAACAAGUUAUGAACUUGUAUCAAUUGAUUCAGCAUGUUUAGGCUCCAUUGAUUGGGCUGUAUUAGUUGUUGAUGAAGCACAUAGAUUAAAAUCAAAUCAAUCAAAAUUUUUUAGAUUAUUGGCAUCAUAUAAUAUUGCAUAUAAAUUAUUAUUAACUGGUACACCAUUACAAAAUAAUCUUGAAGAAUUAUUUCAUUUAUUAAAUUUUCUUUGUCGUGAUAAAUUUAAUGAUUUAUCAACAUUUCAAAAUGAAUUUGCUGAUAUAUCUAAAGAAGAACAAGUUAAAAAAUUACAUGAAAUGUUAGGACCACAUAUGUUACGUCGUUUAAAAGCUGAUGUAUUAAAAAAUAUGCCAAGUAAAUCAGAAUUUAUUGUACGUGUUGAAUUAUCACCAAUGCAAAAAAAAUAUUAUAAAUAUAUUUUAACAAGAAAUUUCGAAGCAUUAAAUCCCAAGGGUGGUGGACAACAAGUAUCAUUAUUAAAUAUUAUGAUGGAUUUAAAAAAAUGUUGUAAUCAUCCAUAUUUAUUUCCUGCAGCUUCACAAGAAGCACCAACUGGACCAAAUGGUAAUUAUGAAACAACAGCAUUAAUUAAAGCUGCUGGUAAACUUGUAUUAUUAAGUACAAUGUUAACAAAAUUACGUUUAGAUGGUCAUCGUGUAUUAAUAUUUUCACAAAUGACAAAAAUGUUAGAUAUACUUGAAGAUUAUCUUGAGGGUGAAGGUUAUAAAUAUGAAAGAAUUGAUGGUAAUAUAACUGGUACACAACGCCAAGAAGCUAUUGAUAGAUUUAAUGCACCUGGUGCACAACAAUUUGUAUUUUUAUUAUCAACACGUGCUGGUGGUCUUGGUAUUAAUUUAGCAACAGCAGAUACUGUGAUAAUUUAUGAUUCUGAUUGGAAUCCACAUAAUGAUAUACAAGCAUUUUCACGUGCUCAUCGUAUUGGACAAGCAAAUAAAGUUAUGAUAUAUCGUUUUGUAACACGUAAUUCAGUUGAAGAACGUGUUACACAAGUUGCUAAAAGAAAAAUGAUGCUUACACAUUUAGUUGUUAGACCUGGUAUGGGUGGUAAAGGUUCAAAUUUUUCAAAACAAGAACUUGAUGAUAUAUUACGUUUUGGUACUGAAGAAUUAUUUAAAGAAGAAGAAGGUAAAGAAGAUGAAGCUAUUCAUUAUGAUGAAAAAGCUGUUGCUGAAUUAUUAGAUCGUAGUAAAGAAGGAAUUGAACAAAAAGAAAAUUGGGCAAAUGAAUAUUUAAGUUCAUUUAAAGUUGCAUCAUAUGUUACUAAAGAAGGUGAAAUUGAAGAAGAAGCUGAUACUGAAAUUAUUAAACAAGAAGCUGAAAAUACUGAUCCAGCAUAUUGGAUUAAAUUAUUAAGACAUCAUUAUGAACAACAACAAGAAGAUAUUGCUAGAACACUUGGCAAAGGUAAACGUGUUAGAAAACAAAUUAAUUAUAGUGAUGGUGGUGUUACUGGUGAUCAAGGUGCACGUGAUGAUCAACCAUGGCAAGAAAAUUUGUCUGAUUAUAAUAGUGAUUUUAGUGCACCAAGUGAUGAUGAUAAAGAGGAUGACGAUUUUGAUGAAAAAGGUGAUGGAGAUUUAUUAUCAAGACGUAGUAGACGUCGUCUUGAAAGACGUGAUGAAAAAGAUAGACCAUUACCACCACUUUUAGCAAGAGUCAAUGGAAAUAUGGAGGUACUUGGAUUUAAUGCCAGACAAAGAAAAGCAUUUUUAAAUGCAAUAAUGAGAUAUGGAAUGCCACCACAAGAUGCAUUUAAUUCACAAUGGUUGGUGCGAGACCUCAGGGGAAAAUCCGAAAAGAACUUCAAGGCCUACGUUUCAUUAUUUAUGCGUCAUCUUUGUGAACCUGGUGCUGAUAAUGCUGAAACAUUUGCUGAUGGUGUACCACGUGAGGGUUUAAGUCGUCAACAUGUAUUAACAAGAAUUGGUGUCAUGUCAUUGAUACGUAAAAAAGUACAAGAAUUUGAACAUAUUAAUGGAUAUUAUUCAAUGCCUGAAAUGAUUCGUAAACCAGUUGAGCCUGUUAAAAAUGAUGGUACAGCAACAAUAGCAGCUGUAGCAGCUGGAACAACAAUAACAACAGUUACUGGUGAUGCUGCAUCAACAGCUACUGCUACAACAACAACUGCUUCUGGUGCUGCUAAUAGUAAUGCAACUACAACAGUUACAAAUGCCGUUAGUCCGACAACAGUAGCAACAACAACAACAACUGUCGUUGCCACAGAUGGUACAACAACAACUACAACAACAGCAGCAACAGAAACAGCAGGAGAAACAACAACAACAACUGCAACAGCAGAAACAACAACUACUAGUAGUACUACUACAUCUCCAACUACUGUUACAUCACCAUCAGAAACAACAAAUACAACUGAAACUGAAUCAAAAUCUAUAAGUUCUGAGUCUACUGAUGAUAAAGAAAUUAAAGAAGAUGAUAAAGAAAAAGAAAAAGAAAAAUUAGAUAUUAAAGAAAUAAAAGAUGAAUCAAAAGAUACUAAAGAAAUAUCUGAAAUUGUUAAUGAUAAACAAAAAGACAAUGAAGAAGAAAAAAUAACAGAAAAUGAAAAUUCUGAUAAAGAUAAAGAACCAGUUGAUCUUAAAACUGAAAAACCAAUAACAACACCAGCAGAAACAACAAUAACUCUAAUAAAAAAUGAUGAAAAAUCUGAUAAUGAAACAAAGCCAAAGGUUGAAAAUGAUGAGGAAGUUGUUAUUGUCAAAGAUGAUGAAGAAGAUGCUGAAAAUAAAGAUACAAAAGAUACAAAAGAUAAAGAUAGCAAAGAUAAUGAAGUUGAUAUUAAACCAAAACGUAAAUUUAUGUUUAAUAUUGCUGAUGGUGGUUUUACUGAAUUACAUACAUUAUGGUUAAAUGAAGAAAAAGCUGCAGUGCCAGGACGUGAAUAUGAAAUAUGGCAUAGAAGACAUGAUUAUUGGUUACUUGCUGGUAUUGUAACACAUGGUUAUGGACGUUGGCAAGAUAUACAAAAUGAUAUUAGAUUUGCAAUAAUAAAUGAACCAUUUAAAAUGGAUGUUGGUAAAGGUAAUUUUUUGGAAAUUAAAAAUAAAUUUCUUGCAAGACGUUUUAAAUUAUUAGAACAAGCACUUGUUAUUGAAGAACAAUUAAGAAGAGCAGCAUAUCUUAAUUUAACACAAGAUCCAAAUCAUCCAGCAAUGAGUCUUAAUGCAAGAUUUGCUGAAGUUGAAUGUCUUGCUGAAUCACAUCAACAUCUUAGUAAAGAAUCACUUGCUGGUAAUAAACCAGCAAAUGCUGUACUACAUAAAGUAUUGAAUCAAUUGGAAGAACUUUUAUCAGAUAUGAAAUCUGAUGUUAGUCGUUUACCAGCAACAUUAGCACGUAUACCACCAGUUGCACAACGUUUACAAAUGUCUGAACGUUCAAUUCUCAGUCGUCUUGCUGCAACAGCACCUGGUGGUGCAACAACACCAACUGGUCAAGCUGCAUUAUUAGCACAACAAUUUCCAGCUGGUUUUUCUGGUGGACAAUUACCAGCAUCAUUUGCUGGUGCAGCUAAUUUUAGCAAUUUCAGGCCACAGUUCUCGGUACCGGGACAACCCCCACAGGGUUUUACAGGUUCGAAAUGACUUAAUAAUCCAAUCAACAAAAUGAAUUAAAAUGUCAUUGUUAUUAUUAUUAUCAUCAUCCAUCAAAUAAUGCUGCUACCUGACUAAAAAAAAAACAAAAAAAAAAUAUUAUUUUAUUAUUAAUAUUAUUAAUAUUAUUAUUAUAAUUAUAAUUAUUAUUCUGAUAAAUUUCCAGUCUAGUAUGAACCUGUGUAUUGUUUUUUUUUUUUUUUUUUUUAUCGUUUUUAUUUUAUUUUUUUUUUUUUGCGUGCAGCAUUUUCAAUUAAAAAAAAAAAUGAUGACUCUGAAAAAUAUAUUCAGAAAAUUAAUAAGUGUAUGUGUCAUAAACAAAACUCUUGACAAAAUUAAAAAGUUUUUUUUUUUUCUUUUUUUAUGAUUAUUUUUUAAUUGAAUAUAAGAUGAACGAAUGAUUUUUCUUUUGUGCGAUUUGUAAUAUUAUUUUUUUCGUGAGAAUCACAUUAGAUUAGUUGAUUUUUCACUUUUAAAAACCUAAGAUUUAAAACAAAAAAAAAAAAAUGAUAAAAAUUGAUACACGUAAUAAUACGUAACAAUAAAAAAAAAAAAAAAUUACACUUCUCUGUAUUUAUUAUCUGUACAUUUGGCGUACCAUAUAAAAAACAAAAAAAAAAAAAACAUUUUGUAUUUAAA
This is a messenger RNA of Aphidius gifuensis, 7576 nucleotides long. RefSeq names its product chromodomain-helicase-DNA-binding protein Mi-2 homolog (gene Mi-2). Gene Ontology annotation, cellular component: nucleus; chromatin. Bases 791 to 6928 code for a protein of 2045 amino acids. NCBI's taxonomy places the organism in Eukaryota, Metazoa, Arthropoda, Insecta, Hymenoptera, Braconidae. Gene Ontology annotation, molecular function: ATP-dependent chromatin remodeler activity; DNA binding; histone binding. The record is from RefSeq and is a predicted model, not a curated record. Gene Ontology annotation, biological process: negative regulation of transcription by RNA polymerase II; chromatin remodeling. The transcript has 7 exons.